AUGGGAGAAAUGGAGCAGUUGCGCAAGGAGGCAAACACCCUUAAGGAGCAGAUUGCGGCUGCUCGCAAGACAGCUCAAGAUACCACCCUGCAGGCAGUGGUGUCUGGAACAGCCGUGGUUGGCCGAGUCCAGCUCAAGACCAGGAAGACACUCAAAGGUCACCUGGCCAAGAUCUAUGCCAUGCACUGGUCUUCAGACUCCAGAUUAAUGGUCAGUGCAUCACAGGAUGGCAAACUCAUUGUGUGGGAUAGCUACACUACCAACAAGGUGAAUGCCAUCCCACUCAAAUCCUCAUGGGUGAUGACAUGUGCUUUUGCACCAUCUGGCAACCUGGUAGCCAGUGGUGGUCUUGAUAAUAUGUGCACUGUCUACAACCUCAAGGGCAAAGAUGGCAACGUGAAGACUUUGAAAGAACUUGAUGCACACACAGGUUACCUCUCUUGCUGCCGCUUCCUUAGUGACACAGAAAUCAUCACAAGCUCUGGUGACACCACCUGUGCUCUCUGGGAUCUGGAAAGUGGUAAGCAGAAGACGAUCUUCAUGAACCACGUUGGAGACUGCAUGUGCCUGGCUCUUUCCCCGGACAUGAACUUAUUCAUCUCUGGAGCCUGUGACUCUCAGGCCAAACUGUGGGACAUUCGAGACGGUACUUGCAAGCAGACCUUCCAAGGUCAUGAGAGUGACAUCAAUGCCAUUGCGUUUUUCCCUUCUGGGACCACUGUUGUGACAGGCUCCGACGACUGCACUUGCAAGAUGUUUGACUUGCGCUCCGAUCAGGAGUUGAUCAGCUACCAGGAUCCAACCAUCAACUGCGGUGUAACAUCGCUGGCCUUGUCCACCUCUGGUCGCCUCAUUAUGGCUGGAUAUGAUGACUUCAACUGCAAUAUCUGGGAUUCACUCAAGGCUGAAAGAGUGGGUGUGCUGGCUGGCCAUGACAACAGAGUGAGCUGCACCGGGGUGCCACCUGAUGGAAUGUGCGUCUGCACGGGUUCCUGGGACAGCUUUCUGAAGAUCUGGAACUGA
Messenger RNA from Scleropages formosus (Asian bonytongue), 1023 nucleotides. RefSeq names its product guanine nucleotide-binding protein G(I)/G(S)/G(T) subunit beta-3-like. Gene Ontology annotation, molecular function: protein binding. Lineage: Eukaryota; Metazoa; Chordata; Actinopteri; Osteoglossiformes; Osteoglossidae. The record is from RefSeq and is a predicted model, not a curated record. Bases 1 to 1023 code for a protein of 340 amino acids. The transcript is spliced from 8 exons. Gene Ontology annotation, biological process: signal transduction.